UAUUCAGUGCAAAUUUAAUUACAUGUAUAGAUUUUCAUUUCAUAACAGAAGAGGCACGCAGCAAGUAUUACAUACAACAAAAAGAAAAUAAAUUAACAUUUGAUUUAAAGAUAAUAAUUAAUGAUUGGUGUUGAGAGUGCUGACCAGGAUAAGCUGUGCUCAAAACAUAUAAAUGACAAGAUAUUUUUAGAAUGCAGAUUCUUCAACUACAACACAUGGACCAGUCUUACCAAGUAGCUAACUGAAUAUAUCAGGUGUACAUUAUAGGUGGAGAUGGGACUAUGCGAGGGGCUGUAAAGAUAUUCAAUGAAAUACGACAACGCAAACUAAAUAUUGCAGUUGUUGGGAUUCCUAAAACAGUGGAUAACGACAUAGGAAUAAUCGACAGAUCUUUUGGAUUUCAAACAGCAGUUGAAAUGGCUCAACAAGCAAUCAGUGCGGCUCACGUGGAGGCCGAGAGCGCAGUUAACGGUAUAGGCCUUGUGAAGUUGAUGGGUCGAAGCACAGGUCACAUUGCUCUUCAUGCAACACUCAGCAGCCGCGACGUUGAGUGGUGGGAUAGGGAGCAUUCUGGUGAGCUAUUUACAGUGAAGUAUAUAGACCCUACCUAUAUGAUUCGUGCGGUUCAUGCAAAUGCUACUGAUAAUCUGUACUGUACACUGUUGGCACAUUCUGCAAUUCAUGGUGUUAUGGGUGGAUAUACUGGAUUUGUUGCUGGUCCUAUUAAUGGAAACUAUGCAUACAUUCCACUGGAAGAUGUAGCAUGUGCUAAUAACCCAGUGAAUACAAAAGAUCAUAAUUGGUCUUGGGUGAGAUCUGUCACCAAUCAGCCUGAUUUUCUAAAGAGCUAGACAUUUUGCAACACAAACUUUGAAGGGAGAUCAGAUU
This is a messenger RNA of Lathyrus oleraceus (garden pea), 888 nucleotides long. Its product is annotated as ATP-dependent 6-phosphofructokinase 2. The record is from RefSeq and is a predicted model, not a curated record. Bases 282 to 851 code for a protein of 189 amino acids. NCBI's taxonomy places the organism in Eukaryota, Viridiplantae, Streptophyta, Magnoliopsida, Fabales, Fabaceae. The transcript is spliced from 2 exons. Gene Ontology annotation, biological process: fructose 6-phosphate metabolic process; glycolytic process. Gene Ontology annotation, molecular function: 6-phosphofructokinase activity.